AUGUCUGAGUCAGUGUAUGUGGCGAUGUGUCGCAAAAUAGGAACCCAACAACAGGUGUCAAUCAGGAGGGAAAUAGUCGACAUUAAUGAGUGGUUAACAAAUCAAGCAGAAACUCGACCGAAAAAGAGUGUAAUAAGUGGAAGUCAAAAAGAAGGAUUCAGAUUAGAAGGAUCGGACGUAGACAUUAUGGAGUGGCUUACUCAUGUACGUGUGAUCUGGGACCUUCAUCAAUAUAAGUUUUACAACAUACGCAGACAGGUGCUUUUUGUCUGUGACAGUUCCGCAAGUCCACCAGGAUUCACUUUACUUUUGUUAUUUUCUGUUGGGUAUCACCAAGAAAUAAAAGCACCGUAUUUAAAGAUAAAUGAAAAUAUCUAUCUAUCAAGUUCUCGAAUCAGAGAGAUGGUAUGUGAAGAAACUUUUUUGACAAUGCAUGGGCCAUGUAUGAGUGGUAAAUUGCUGACUUCUGUAGAGUUUGAUAUUGCAAUUUGUUUUGCCAGUGAUUUUUGGCCGCCUUCUGCUAUUUCAUGGAUAGAUAGAUGUCGCACAUGGCCUCCAAUUUCUGUUGUCAACGACAUUGUCAGAAAUGGAUGUCAUUUUGUACCGAUAGGACACAAACUGGGGAACCAUGCAGACAACGAAUGGAGGAUUUCUUUCUCUCAGGCUGAAACCAAACUUGUAUACUCGAUGAGUCACACACAAUUCUUAACUUAUGGUUUACUAAAAUUGUUCUUGAAGGAAAUAAUUAAUGAUGGCGUAAAAGAUAAAGAUAAACUAUUGUGCUCAUAUCAUAUGAAAACAACAGUUUUCUGGGCAAUUCAACAACAUGCCUUAUCAUAUUGGUGUCCACAAAAUCUUCUGGCUGGUUUCUGGAUCUGCUUUAAACUCCUUCUUAAAUGGGUGUAUAAUGGGGUCUGUCCUAAUUUUUUUAUUCCACAAAACAACAUGUUUUUGGGCAAAAUCCAAGGUAAAACACAAACGCAUUUAUUUAGGCGACUGUAUGAUAUGUAUAAGAUGGGUAUAGCAUUUCUGUUAAACAGUCCUUCUAUCAGGUCCAGUAUGUAUAAUGUCCUUUAUAAUCCCCAACACAAAGAUUUUAUACAGGAGGACUGUCCGAUAGCCAAGGAUAAUCUUGAUGCAAGUAUAUCUGAUGAGAUAGGAAGUCAAUGUUUAUUUGGAAAUCAAGGAAAUCUACAAAAGUAUUUACAUCUUAUUGAGCAAAUGAUAUGUUUACCCUUAACACGGUGUAAAGUUGCCUGUUUACAGAAAACUACAGGAUGUAUCUUUCGUUGCAUUGCGUUUACAAUAUCACACAAUUGCACAGAUUCAAACAAACGUGAAUAUGUUGUUGACAAAAUGAUUCAUAAAAUGCUUAAAUUAGCAGCUCAGUUUGGUUGCGUUACUGAUCUGUUGUUCAUUUCCAUGUAUUAUUAUAAGACAUGCAGGUACAGGAAAGCGUUAUCUGUAAUAGAGGUUUUUUGGGGGAAACGCAGGUCUAGGAGUGAGCCUCAUUUUCUAGGUCUUCAAAAAAACAUUCAUUUUAUUGACGAAUUGAGACCAGAACAACACGCUUCAAGGCAAAGGUCGACAGUUCUUCUGAUUCCAACUAUCGUUUUGUGUUACAUGCUUGAGUUUCUGUGCUCUAGACAUGUAGACACAAUAAGAGCACAAGCAGCUCUAAAUGAUCUCCAGGCUGGAUUGAACCUCGUUCUUUAUUAUGACAGUUUUGAUUUCGGGGACAUCUCCUGGGAAAUCCUUGGGAUCUGUCAACAAAUCGCAGGGUACCACCAGGCUGCCUUGUACUCGUACCAACAAUCACUCAGACAAGUUUCAAUGGCUUCCAUAGAAACUGCCACGAGACAGAGAAUUCGUGAUUUACAAAUAUAAACUUUGGAAUCAUGGCUGUGGUAUUUUUCCUUUGACGAUUGAUGUGCAUUAUUAUUUAAUACUAGCACAGUUGUAGAGCAAAAUGUUAGAGGUAUUUUCCAAUUCUGGAAAGUUAUGCAUGUUCAAUAACUUCAAAAGUAUCCGCGAUAACAUCUACUUGAACUGCUUAACAAGCUCAGGAAAAUUUUCAAAAAGUGCAUGACAUCAUACAAUUCGUGUCAAACAAUGUUUG
Messenger RNA from Magallana angulata, 2119 nucleotides. RefSeq lists its product as uncharacterized. The transcript has a single exon. Lineage: Eukaryota; Metazoa; Mollusca; Bivalvia; Ostreida; Ostreidae. The coding region runs from base 1 to 1887 and encodes 628 amino acids. The record is from RefSeq and is a predicted model, not a curated record.